AUGGGCAAGCAGUUGUGGUUCAAGGGGCCUGUGUGUGGUACCGACAACUGUAGAUCACGGCUAUACAAAAAUAGAGAUGGGUUAACCAUUUGUCAAUUUGGCCAUGUCCUUGAAGGUGCAGUUGAAUUUAAUGAUGACCAAGAUCAACAACCAGUUCAAACGCGAAGAUUAAACGUUGUUGCCGUUGAUGAACGAGGCAACUUUGCAAGUCAAUCGAGUCAAAGACUGAUUAGGAAACAUAAAUUGGACAAGUUAACUGGGACUGAGGCGUCGCCUAUAUAUUUCCGAUGUUUACAAAUUAUAUUGAAACGUCAAUUGGAGGAGAUAGUGAAGAUUUAUUUCAGUGAUGGAGUGAAGACUGAUUUGGAAAAUAUCGUCAAGACUUAUUGGUGUAGGGCGUUGGAGUAUUAUUACAAAGUGAACGACCAAAAUGAUGAUGAAAGGGUGAAUAAACGAAAGACUUCCAUAGAUGUGUUGGAUUUGAUAUGCAUUAUUUACAUGGCAAGUUUGGAAUUGCGUGCAUAUCCAUUUUACCUUAGUGAUAUUGUUGAGUGUGUUACAUUGGACAAGGUACCGUAUUUCAAGACAUAUAAUCUACUACCGUCAGAUGAAUUGGAAAGGUUGCACGGUCUAUAUCAUGGUCACUUACAAGCAUAUCAAGUGCCCACUGAAGGACAGAUCCUACGACGAAUUUUCUACUUGAGUCCAAUAAUUCUAAACCAUGACUUACAUAUACCCUCAAGCUACUACUUUCCUUUUAUUUACGACACAUUGGCCAAGACUCUAUUUCUUCCAAAUACUCCUGAUUUAUUUAUGUUGAUAUACCACUUUCUUAAUUUUUGCAAGAAGGUUGCCUUUGAAAUUCCAAUGAAAGUCAAGAGUGCAAAUAAGCUUACAGAAUGUUUUCCUGAAGUAUAUUUGGUCCUGGUGACAAUAUACAUUGUCAAGCUACAUUUUGAAUUUGGUGAACACAAGUUUCAACCUGAUGCGUGGUUGAAGCAUGUGAAGGCAUAUAAUACGGAGUACGAAUAUAACAAUGAGGUUGGUGACGGUACCUUGCUUAAUUGGUCAGUUGACAAAACUGAACGAUACACUAAUUGGGUAUACAAUCAUUUGAUGUCUGAGAAGUAUAGGUCAAGCGAAGAAAAUUCCAAUCAAAACGAGCUCUCAGUUAUGGAAAAGAGACUAUUUCAAAUAUUUCCCUUAGAAGGUUUUGCAGAGAUGCUGAAUAACAUGGAGCGGGUAAUGGAAGAUUCAGAACCAUCUACUCCGCAGCUCAACACCCUCAAGCGCAUAUUGGAAGCCGAAUGGAACAAUGAUGAGACGAUUACUGAUCACAAUGAGGUUGACAAACUCUUGUUUAGUUUGUUGAGCAAAGCCAUCAAUCUAUCGACCAACGAGUUAAUUAGUAUAUACGAGAGUACUAUUAAACAGUUAAGGAAGGCGUAUAGUAAAUAA
This is a messenger RNA of Lodderomyces orthopsilosis Co 90-125, 1458 nucleotides long. RefSeq lists its product as uncharacterized. Bases 1 to 1458 code for a protein of 485 amino acids. The record is from RefSeq and is a predicted model, not a curated record. Gene Ontology annotation, biological process: nucleolar large rRNA transcription by RNA polymerase I; RNA polymerase I preinitiation complex assembly. Gene Ontology annotation, cellular component: RNA polymerase I core factor complex; RNA polymerase transcription factor SL1 complex. Lineage: Eukaryota; Fungi; Ascomycota; Pichiomycetes; Serinales; Debaryomycetaceae. Gene Ontology annotation, molecular function: RNA polymerase I core promoter sequence-specific DNA binding. The transcript has a single exon.